GUUAUGCUUUUCUAGUAAUGGUCUGUCCUAUGAAGGGCUGGUGCAGGACAUUACUUUAAAUCCAAUCACUUAUGGCUAUGUCUCCAUUCUGUCUAUCGUUCCGAAAUCUCUGUUUAAUUAUGUUGCUUAUCUUCUUCAGUGCUGACUGCCACAAACUGCACCAAGGUCAACUUUGCAAGUCUGCUUGCCCUGAUGUGCAGAAAGGACAAAGACACACCUUUAGAUACAGUACAACGAUAACCAGUGCCUGGAAAGGUCCUUCAUCAGGAAGCAGUCAGUUAGCUUUGGACUGUGUUGUUGACAUUGAUGUCCGACCAGGAUGUCCAGAAAUGAUAUUAAAGCUGAGGAACAUACAAAUAAAGCAAAGCUCAUCGAAAAGAGACAAUUCGGUGCUACGUUUGAAAAACAUAAGAGAGUCAUUGGAGAAGAACCCCCUGUGGUUCUCGCUCGAGGGGGGAAAGGUCACAAAGCUUUGCCCACAGGAGGCUGAGCAGGUGUGGACCCUCAACAUCAAGAGAUCCAUUCUGAGCAUGUUCCAGACCUCUCACUCGGGACGAGUCAGGGAGACGCUGAGAGAGAUUGAUGUGUAUGGGACAUGUAUGAGUUCUUAUGAACAGAGAGGACCAUCACUGAUGAAGAUCCGAAACCUCCAGCAUUGCCUCAGUGACAGAAUCAAUCAAUUUUGGAGGCACUCUGUCCCCCUGAAAGAGGGCAUGACAGUGAGUGCCGGGCUCACGUGCAUCCAGUUCUAUGAUGGAACAAUGCUGAAGAAGGUCAACUGUACAGAAACAGUGUCACUGAUUCCCCUGCCAGACCUGUUAGAAGCAACAGAAACUAAAACCGUUUCAAGCUUAACUCUACUCAGAACCCUUGAAGUGAUUCCAAUGAACUUGGGGCAGAUUGCGGGCUACUUGACCAGUAUUAUGUUUGAGGCUGAAAGCCACACCUCAGGCAGACAUGGUGGACCAUCAGUUCAAGAGGUUUCCAACACAGUGAGGAGGUUGUGUGCUCAUCUUGCAGAUCAACAACAGCAAUCAGAGCUUCUGCUGAAUCUGGUGCUUCAGUUGAGAACCUUGUCAUCCCAUCAGUUGAGAGACUUGUGGCAUGAGGCCUCCUUCAAAUGUCGAGAUGACUGGCUACCUCUUGUAGAUAUGCUGUCAGCCUGUGGAACUGAAGACUGCAUCCAUGUCACAACAGACCUCAUACUGAAUAAGGAAGUUGACCAGGAACAUAUCUUACCCCUCCUCAAUACUAUCAGUUUUGCUUCCCACCCUACUUCAUCCAUGAUUAGCCACCUCAGUGCUUUGCUGCAGAUACCUCUUAUUCGUCCAAAAGCACUCUUGGUUGUGUCUUCGCUGGUCCACAGCCUUUGUCAACAGGAACAGAGUCCAUGCAAUGAGAUCUCUGAAGUUCAGCAGUUUGUCCAUAUUCUGAAGCAGAGUCUUGAGGCAGGAUGUGAAGCAGAUGAUCAUUUUCAGAUCACUGAGCUGCUGCAUGUGUUGAAAGCAGUGGAGACUGCAGGUGCGGCUGUAUCAGAUAUCAUCUCCACACUGAACCGCUGUGUGCAGAAUCAUUCUGUGCCACUGGAGCUGCGGCUGGCCGCUAUACGAGCGUUCAGGAGAAUCCCUUGCAAUCAUGACAGGAGAGCCCUUGCUCAGGCAUUUCAAAGACAGCAAGAGAAUGUGGAGGUCAGAAUCGCAGCAUAUCAGCAGCUCAUGCACUGUCCAAACCAGGAGAUUUUCACAAUUGUGAAGACAACAUUAAGCAAUGAGAAGUCCAGUCAAGUUGGGUCGUUUGUUUGGAGUCACCUUUUUAAUAUCCAGAAAACAGAAGACCCUCUGAAGAAAGAUCUGAUGGAGUCACUGCCGGAUGAUAUUAUAAGUAAAGACUUUGAAACUGAACCAUGGAAAUAUUCUUCACAUAUGGACUAUACAGUGGACACAGGAGUGGCUGCUGCUAACAUCGAGGGAGCUGUAGUUUUCUCCCCUGAAUCUUUUCUUCCACGUUAUGCUAUGGCGAAUCUGACAGUUCACAUCCUAGGCAGAGCAUUCAAUCUUCUGGAGAUUAGCCUAAGAAUGGAAAACCUAGAGCAUUUUCUGAAGACAAUCUUUGAGGAGCAUCCUCUAGCAUCUGCUGAUCACUCUAGACCUAAGGCUCAAACAGACUCUAUGAAGCAUGGACAGAAUGGAAGAAACCGUGACAGUGAUGGCUGUCAAUCCACAGGGUUAAGUUCCAUCAAGACAAAGUUCACAGAGCAGAGGAAAAGAGACGAUACCUUCCGAUGUUGGAUAAAUGUGAAGAUGUUCGGUAAUGACCUUACCUUUAUGACCUGUGAUGACCUCCAAGCGUAUCAGAGAAAGCUGUCACUUAGUACAGCUGGUGUUGUUGUAAAGUUAUUAAAAGGUCAAGAGAUUAAAAUCAGUCAAAGGCCAAUUGUUCUGUCAGAGGAGCUGGUUUUACCAUCUCUCUCUGGGUUACCAAUGAGGCUAAGCAUCAACAUGUCCACUCUGUUCUCCCUCAGACUUAAAGGCAUUGCUAACUAUAAGAAUUGGUCACAUUUUUCGCUGGCUGGCUACGUCAAACCAAACGCACUGGUUGAUGUCUCUGUGAGAGCUGGAGUGGAUGGAGCAUUUGGUCGUGUGGGAUUAGAGUGGGUCACUCAACUCAAAACCUUCACCAGCUUGGAUGGAGCUGUAUACCUGCACCAUGGGCAGAGCCUGAAGGUGGUACUCAAUACUCCAGAAGAAGUCAUGGAUGUACUGACCUUCAACUCUAGAAUGUUUCGUGUGAGCGGGGACAGUAAAGAGGAGCUGAUAGCUACAAGAAAUCUCAAGGAGAAGAACACUUGCACUCCUAAAACAUGGUCUAAGAUGGUUGGAUGGCAGUUAUGCUCUGAUGUCACUUAUCCUUUGACAUUGAAGGAAAAAGGCUUCCCACCACUGGGCCCAGUUCUUUUUACUCUCAGACUCCAAAAACUGGACAAAGGUCUCAACCAGUACCUCUUGGAGGCGGCCUAUACUUUUGUAACCCAGCGGAAUUCCUGGAUGCCGCUGGAAGCCACUCUGCUUCUCUUUCUUGGUACACCACAAUCUACUAUCCCCAGAGAUGUGUCCCUGGAUGUCAAUCUCAGUCCGAAAAGGCUGAUUCUGAAAAUAACACAUCCACUGAAAAACAUUCUCAUUCAAGCACAGCUUGAAGAAUUAAACAACCAACAUUCAGGCAGAAUCGAAUUAUUAAUUGACAACAUCCACCAUUAUUUUAUCAAGGGACUACUGGAGACGGUGAAUCUUGCUUCAGAAACGAAAGCCCACUUUCAUCUCGAUGCCAAAGUAGUAGCAGAUGGACAUCCAUUCUCUUUCUCGGUCAACACCACGCAUGCUCACAGCAGGAAGUUCAUAAUACAGACUUUGCUUAAAAAUGUCUUCAAUAAGGAUGCAUCACUCUCAGUGCAGCUGGAGAGAAGUCUGGAAGAUGGCCAGAGACAUUAUUCUAUAGAUGCCGGGUUUCGUUUGCCUAGCGCUGUCAGCAUUCGAGCUCUUGGGUUACUAAAGCAAAGGGGCCCAGAGUGGAGCUCUGCUGUGAGGGUUAGGUAUGGUUUACAAGAGGAUUCACAGAACAUGCAGGAGUGUCACAUGACCCAGAACCUUCACAGCGAGUCAGACACAGUCCAGACGUACCAUAUAGCAGCAACACAUGAACUCCACUGUUCUCACUUCAUCAACUUAAACCACAAGAUUCACCUUAGACAUGAACGGAGCCCAAUCCAUGUUCAGUCAUCACUUGAUAUAAGCUAUGGAAAGCAGUGGAACCAGAGCAGCAAUAAACACAGGAUCCUCUUCAAUCAGUCGCUCAGAAACCAGACUGGACCAGGCCUCACCAGUUAUGCUGUGGAGCUCAGCCUGCGACUUCUAGACAGAGGACUGAAUUACAGAACUCAGCUUCUGCACUCUUAUUUCAAGAAACAAAAAUCUGAGAGCAGCACCCACCUGAAAAUCAAUUACAACAAUCAAAUUCCUUUGGUAGCUGGUGUCUACUGGAAGGAUGUGUCAAAGACCUCCCUUCAUAAGUGGGAAGGUUCAUUCAACAUGGAUUCACCAUGGCUUUAUGUGUACAUUGCUCAAAAACUAACUCAGCCCCAGCGUGGCAUCACACAGUUCAGUUCUGAGGUCACCACACGGAAACUGGUGAACAUCCGAAGUGUUACACUGGAAGGUUUCUUCAAGGAUAGGGGUAAAGAACACCAAGGCCAGCUACAAAUUUUCACGCCGACUGUCAGUUAUAUCAAGGUUGGUGGAUGGAGCAUGCUGGGUAAGCGUGGAGUUAAAGCUUCAUACUCCAUCAGCACAGCCUGGACACCAGCCUUGCACGGGCAAAUCUCUGUAGGCAAUGGUAAGCAAGUGAAGACUCUGGAUAUAAGUGCAGGCUAUGGCAAGCAGGACCUCAAUAUUUCCGCAGUUCUCAGUACUCUGGAUAAGAAGCUAAAGAAGAGGCUUUUGAUGACAACAAUGACCCUGUCAGAUCUCAAAAAUCCUUAUGCAGAGCUACAGAUGGAGGGUGCCAUAGAGGAGAUACGGAAGGACAGGAGGGUUUAUCAGAAAAGAUGGAAGCUAAAUUUCAGACAACCAUUCAAAUUUCUCCCUCAGAGUCUCAUCCUCCAGGAGACAUUCACAAGUGAUCUUCAUCAGAAGGUUUACACUUUGGAGUCAAAGGUUCUAGUCCAUGGAAACAAAAAAGCCAUUCACAUCCUUACUCUGGGUUUCCAACCACAACAGCCAUAUGUGUGCUCCUCAAUAGUCCAGUCUUUCAGCACUGAGAGAAUUCCUCAAGACUCAAAGAUCUGCAUCACAGUCCAAAACAAACAGAAUCUGCAUAACAUUCAGGGCAGGUUGUGGACUGGAAAGGAGGAAGUAUUUGCAGCCUUUGGUCAAGUACAACUUCAUGACCUAACUACAUCUCAGCAAGGUAUCACAAUGAAAGCCAACCUGUCCCAGCUGUUUCAGCUGGAUUUCCCGAACUCUGUCAGCCUAGAUAUUGAAGUGCUCAGGAGUCACAAGAACACCAGCGAAUUUGAGUAUCACUCUGAAGGGAAAAUAGCCGUUGACGACAAGAAUUAUCAUGCACAUGCAACAAUAGCAGUAUCUCCUUUUGGAAACAUUGGCAGUUCUAUCAGCCUGAAGGCAGAUGAAAAAAAUGUAACGCUUCACUUUUCUCAAGAAAAUAAGGUGACAAAGGGCAUUAGUGCUGUGUGCAUCCAUGCUGGCUUUCAUCAGACUUUAUUCCCAGGGGUCACUUCUGAUGGUCAUAUUCAUUUAGCUGCUAAUUCAUCUUCAGAAAGUGUUUUCUUGCAUUGUACAGUAAAAAAGGAAGAGGAGACGUUUAUUGCUCAUUUGAGUGGAUUUCUACCACAUGAUCAGUUGCGACUGUCUCUUUCAGGGGAUCUUGUCAAUUCAAUACGAGAUCUCGCUGCUUUACCUAAUUCAGCUAGUUUGGUUGGAGUACUAACCCAGUCAAAGGGUCUAACCGAAGGAGAGCUGACUCUAGUAGUGGAUGAUUCUGUAUAUGGGCUGGAAGUGACUCGUCAGCAUAAAAGGAGCUCUGGAGAAGAACUUAGUGCCUUACUAUGUGUAGUUGCUAUGGAAGAGUCAGUGUGUGUGAACAUCAGCAGCAAUAUGACACAGCAUGGGUGCAGAAGUCUUCAUACCCAGCUGUCUGACUCUUUCCCUUGGCUACAUUCUGCAGGGCUUCUAUUUAACAGCAGUGCAGGUGUGAAUGUGAAAUGGAAUGACAGCAGAGUCUGUGCCCAAAUGGAGCUGCAUGCAGGGGUCAGCGGCCUAAGAGCCACACUGGAGCAGAGUUUACACCACACCACACAAAUGACCGAACACUCUCAGGUGAAAUGCACAGAGGAGAUUGGCCACCUGCUGGGCGUCUGCUCUAGGCAGGACGAGGAAGACUCAUUGAAGGUUGGAAUCAGAGCCAGUAUUUCUAACUCUCAGAGUUCAACGUUCUCAUUUGAUCUUCAAGGUCAACACAAUACCUCCAGCAUUGGGCUAAUGGUGAACAUUUCCCACAACAUAUCAGCUUUACAUCAAUACCUGCCAUUUGAGUUUUACUCAAAAUCACAGUUGAGCCACUCCCACUCUUCAUUUAAGGGUACUGCAGAACUUAUGGUUGGCAUGAGCGUUUUGACUUUUGAAGCGGAGAUCUCGAGUACAAACUCUGGCUUUAAGCAAGUGCUGGUGUUCAACCACUCUAUACCUCAGCUACACUUGUUGCCCAGGAAUCUGACAGUAAAGACACGCUAUGGUGGAAAGAGAGGGUCACAUACUCUCAUGCACCGAGCACAGUGGGAGAAUCAGGAUUUAACACAGUUUGACUCCUCAGAUGGUGACACACAGUUACAGCAAAGUUAUCCAGAACUGACAGGAAAGGCUCAGGGUUGGGGUUUGGAUCUUAAGGUAGAGAAUGACACUCAGAGAAAACUAGGUGAUCUGAGUGUCAACUGGACUCUGUUUGGAAGCCAUGAUCAGGUCAGAAUUAAAGGCUCUUGGACUUUGGUAAGCAGACAAAUGGAUCCAUUAGAGCAGAAACAUCCCUUUAUCUCAACACUGGCUCAGUUUCACAUACAUGCCCUAUCACAUGGACCCAACCACAUGCACGACAGCAACAAUCAGGCCCGUCUUUCAAGGGACCACGGAAAGCCUAUAAAUGUUUCUAUAACUGUGAGUGAGCACUGGCAUGACGACUCCAGCAGAAGCCAGGCCUGUAUCUUUCUCUCACCAGGCCAGAUCCAGUCAGUGCUCCCCCUUGUGGAGAUGGAGGGAUGUUUUGCCGUAGCUCAGGAGGGGAAGGCCUACUCCCAAAACACUGAGAUCAAAUGGAAGGACAAGAGGAUAACGCAAAGCAUGAAAUACCAGGGAGGAGUAAAAGGAAUGCACACACUCCUCGUGGAGCUGAGGGCCCAGAAUGUCUCUCCAUUUCCCUGUCCAUCUCACUCUCUUCUGACCCAGAUACACACCAACCUGAGGGACCGUCUUGAACACCAUGUUCAGAUCGGCCUCUGUCCUCCACAGCCUGCUUUAAUUUGGUCUGGAUCUCACAGAGUGAACUCAGGCAAGGAGAUGUUGUACACUCACACCCGUGUGUCUGUGUCUGGACACACUCAGCACAACACCUUCACACUGUCGCUCAGAAACAUCAGCAGCAGUCAGCGCUCCAACUACUCACUGCUCACAGAGUGGCAGGUAGGAAACUGGAGUGUGGAGUUGGCCUGCAGUUCCCUGUUUUCAGGCAGGAAUGUGGGGAUCCAGGUUCAUGCGAAACUAGACCGCAGUGAGAUGCUCUGGCUGCAGGGGAUGCUGGGAAAAAACUGCCUACGAACUGCUGCUGGAUAUGACACUGAAACGUCUGAUGAUAUCCGAGUGGCGUUCUGUUUUGAGGGGCAUCACUGGUUCACCCUGGAGGCUCAGAGAGGUGGUCGUGGUAUUGAGAAUGAGACCCUUGCCCUUAUUUCUGUAGGCGCAGCCAAUCAGAGUCUGCUAUUUCAAGCUAAGGGAUGCAGGGAAUGCCUGUGGGCUGCAGAGGCACGGCUCCAGCAGCUGGGGUAUCGGAUAAGGAGUAAACUUUUGGACAGAGUUCAGAGACUUCAGUAUCUUCUGUUAACAUUCAGGAAACAGGCAGGGGACAGCAUGUUCCUGCUGGAGCUGAGUGAGGGCCCACUGUCUCUGACCCAGCGAGCCGAAACCCUGCUGCUGCAGAGAGCAGGAGCGCUGUGGAAAGCAUGGAUCACUGGCCCGCUCCGACACUCGCUCACACACAGCCUACCGCACAUGCUCCAGAUUCUGCAUCUCAUGUCUCAACAGGUCCAACAAGAGCUCAGGAAGCCCCUGGCUACUCUAGCUGGAGCAUACCACGACGUGACAGGGGUGCGUUUGGACACCGCGUGGCAGCAAGGAGUGCAGAUGUGGACCAGAGAGCUGACUGAGCUCUUGCCUGCGAUACUUUACGAUCCUCACCUGAGGGCGCCGUCUCUGACCGCUUUGCACGUUGCCAUCUUUGCAGUAGACAUGGUGAGCCAGCAGACUUUUCAGUGGAUGGAGGCCCGAAUGGCUGCCAUGCUAGUGGGUGUCAGAAGACAGCUUUUACUAAUGUACAAGUUCUCCAAAAGUGAGGGUGAGCUGAUCUUUAGGGUGCCACUUCCUGUGGGCCCAUGGCUGAAGGUGAAGGAAGCAGGUGUGGCUGAAGUUCUUCUGGAGGAAUUUGUCUUGAAGCCUCUACUGGCCUUGAAUUCUGUGAGUCCUACAGCAGAGCUCUACCGGCUGAAGAGGAAGAUAAUGGACAGUCCUGUCAACUAUCAGGCAUUUCUAGUGGCAGAUGUCUAUUUGGUGUCAUUUGAUGGACAUCUGUUCAAACUCCCUGCUUCCUGUGACUUCAUCCUAGCCGCUGAUGUCAUCAAGCACACCUUCAGCAUUGCACUCAAAUCUGUCAGGUUCAAACGUCGCUCACUUGAGGUGCAAAUGCAAAAUACAGUGAUUGCAAUUCACCCAAAUGGAGAGGUGGAGGUUAAUUGCCACGUAAUGAACAUACCAUACACUAACCAUGAAGUGGCUAUCAGAAAGGAUGGGAACAUCAUUGAGGUGUCCAAUGAGAGAGGACUUCGGGUCUCGUGUGACCCUCAUUUAGAAGUUUGCAGUGUGAUCCUAGAUGGAUGGCUUCAUGGUGUGUCCACUGGUCUUUUAGGAACCAAUGAUAAUGAGGCAGCUAAUGAGAUUCUUCUGCCAGAUGGCUCCCACACACACAGUGUGCUUCAGUUUACUCGCAGCUGGCAGGUGGAUCUGGAAUGUGCCAGCAAGAAAGCUGAAAUCUGUCAGAAUGGCACUGCCGACUCCCUGUCGUGCAAAUUUCUGUUCUUGUCCACAAAUUCUCCUUUGAACCUCUGUUUCAGAGUGGUGGACCCUGUGCAGUUCAUGCUGAUGUGUGAAGAACUGGAGUGCAUACGUGAUGAGCAUACAGAUGUUUCCAAACCAGCCUUUUGCACACUGGCCGCUGCCUAUAUCCAUCUAUGCCAUAGAAACUAUGUUCCACUGGAGCUGCCAGUGCAGUGCGUGUAAGAGAUGUCCGGUUUACAGCAGCGAUGCUGUGUUCCCAGUAAGGACAGGAAGUGUCAGCUGACCUGUUUGAAAUAUGAACAGGAACAUGUACAAAAUCACUACUGUUAGUAUCUUUAUUACUAUUACUAUUAUUAUUACUAUGACUAAUUAUUGACUAAAACUAAUUUGUCACCAUUCACUCUUAAAAAUAAAGGUUCCAAAUGGGGUUUUCACAGUUAUGCCAUAGAAGAACCAUUUUUUCUUAAUGUGAAGAACAUUUUAAUAAUCUAAAGAAUCUUUUCCAUUAUAAAGAACCUUUUGUCAACUUGAAAGUUUCCAUGGAUGUUAAAAGUUCUUCAUAGAGCCAUCAAUGCCAAUAAAGAACAUUUAUUUUUAAGAGUGAAUGCAGUAUUUCAUAUAGCCAAGAACAUAGAAUCAUUUAUUUUAUUUUAUUUUAUUUUAUUUUUUUAAUAUUAGAAAAUAAAUGUUAAAAAUAAAUCACACCAAUGUUGGUUAAUAUACAGUGAAUGCACUAUUUUCUAAACGUAUUUGUAAAGUUAGAAACUGAUACAUCAGUAUAAUUUAAUCUUUUUUUAUUGUUGUUAUUUAACCGUUUUUAACACAUUACAUGUUGGUAGAUAAUCAUGUGAAUUACUAGUAAUAACACAACUAGCCUUUGUUUAAUUACAAGCAGCUUCGCAAAACAAUUACACAAGUGUAUGUAGCUACUUAGUACAUUAUUACUGUAACUGUACCUGUAGUGUGUCCGUUUAAGAUAUUUACCACAUUCAUUUCAAUAUAGAGAAGAACUGUGUUUAUUCAAAAAUAAUCAGCAACUAAAUCAAAAGAUGAAACCAUCUGGACACUACACAACUUUAUUGAGUUAUGGAUGUUCAUUUUAAGAAGUUGAUCUAAAUGAUCUGCCUAUGAUAACUUAUAGUAAUUAAUAUCCUCCUGUAAGCUUAAAUGUGCAUUAGCUCUCUACAUUGUACUUGAUUCUCUGCCAAUAAAAGCUUCAUAGAUCUUUCUGUAUUAAAGUGAUAGUAUCCAAACCCAUAAGUAACAUCUGCAUUCUGACUGUGUGUGGGAGACGUUUGGCUUGUGUUCUCCUGUUACUCCUUGAAGCGGGAUGCAUGACAGGUUUUACAGACAUGAUGUAUGGCAGAAUUGUUCCUUUUACCAGAUGAUCUCAUGAGGAUCAUGUAAGAUCAGAACCCUUUCAAAUCACUAUAAAUAUUCAAAUGUGCGUUUUGUAGAAGAUCUCCAUAACAGAUAUUUAUGAUACUCAAGAUGAAUCUGUGGUCUAGUUCUGUCGUCUUACAGAUAAUUCAUGUGAAAGUUUAUUUUUAAAUAUUACCUAGUUUGUAGAAGGGUCAGGGAUGAGUGGUUGUAAAUAAUCACAGUGAAAUCUAACAGUUAUUUAAGAAAGUUCAUAAAAAGUUCAUGAAACACUGGUAGACAGCAAUGUGAAUUUUACAGUGCCUUCCUCUGUGUUUGUUGGUGUAUUUUUUUUAAUGAUCCUCUAUCCAAGCCCCUGCAAAAAAAAAAAAAAAAAAAAAAAAAGAAGUUUAUUCAAGUCUGCUAUUGGUUUACUUCUUUUAAACUAAAAAUUAGAAAGUAGCUUGGCUUAUGUUUGGCCUAUAUUUGUACCUAAUCUUUUGAUUAAAAUAUACCUAAUAAAAGUAUAAAUCAAUAUUCAAAA
Ctenopharyngodon idella (grass carp) is the source of this 10791-nucleotide messenger RNA. RefSeq lists its product as uncharacterized. NCBI's taxonomy places the organism in Eukaryota, Metazoa, Chordata, Actinopteri, Cypriniformes, Xenocyprididae. The record is from RefSeq and is a predicted model, not a curated record. Gene Ontology annotation, biological process: lipid transport. Gene Ontology annotation, molecular function: lipid carrier activity. The transcript has 63 exons. The coding region runs from base 72 to 9110 and encodes 3012 amino acids.